AUGCAACUCUCUACCCUCAUCUUCUCGGCUGGCCUCAUGGCUUCUGGUAGCGUCCUCGGCGCUCCUGGCGCUGUUGCGGAGCGUUCGACCGUCGCCGAGUCCAUCGCCAACGCCACCGCACUCGGCGUGGACGUGUACGGCAAAAUUCCCGCGGAUGCCGUGAGAGUCUCUGACGGCUCCUACACCGCCGAGCCGGGCUCACAGGCUUGGGCUUGGAUCCGUGCCCAAAUCGACCUCCCCAACACCCUCGAGACCCGAAACGAGAUCGAGAACAGGGCCGCCCUCGAGAAGCGCCAGGCUGCCAACAUUGGCAUCGGCAUGUUUUCUCAAGACUGGUGUCAGGGAAAGGCCGCGUGGUUCGACAACGCGGGCUACAACAUCCACCACAUCAGUCACGACAACAUGUUCAGCGUCGGCAUCAGCUAUCGCGGGCUCCGCAGCAACGAGCAGCUUGACUUCAGCAAGUUUGCCAACAACGACCUGUGCGGAAAAUACGUCUUCACCGCUGGACAAAACACCCCGGUUGGUUGCUUCAACUCCCAGCUCAUCAACUGCUUCCAUCUUUUCCAGAAAUAG
This is a messenger RNA of Colletotrichum higginsianum IMI 349063, 576 nucleotides long. Its product is annotated as Amidohydrolase. The record is from RefSeq and is a predicted model, not a curated record. Lineage: Eukaryota; Fungi; Ascomycota; Sordariomycetes; Glomerellales; Glomerellaceae. The coding region runs from base 1 to 576 and encodes 191 amino acids. The transcript is spliced from 3 exons.